This is a messenger RNA of Symbiodinium necroappetens, 528 nucleotides long. NCBI's taxonomy places the organism in Eukaryota, Dinophyceae, Suessiales, Symbiodiniaceae. The record is from the annotation of a GenBank genome assembly.
AUGGCCGAGUUUUCGCGGAGCGAGCUCUGCGAGCUGCGGAAGCGGCUCAUGGAGACGUGCGAAGGCGACGUGCCUCUGCCGCCACCUGAGCAGUGGCUGGAUCACGAGUUGGAGCUGGUGCGCGAGACCCUCUACUUCGUGAUGAAGUUCCGCUGUGUGGGCGAUCGGGCCGUUGUCGCCAAGUGCAUCGGCGUCUUGGCCUGCCUGCGCUGCAUGUGGGCAGAGCUUUUUGAAAGCUGCACCAACAAGAACCGCAUGUGGAGCGGGUACUCUUUCGUCCCGAAAGAUCCAGAAACCGAUGUGGACUCCUGGCUGCAGCAGGUGCCGGCCGUGCAGUUGCAGGAGCGAGUGCGAUAUCUUCGCUUGUGCCUUGGCAUCCUGCCGCAUUACUUCGGCCGCAGGCUUGGCACCGAAUGGCAGCUGGCCUUCGCUCAAGCCGGCCUUGAAGCGAGGAAAGUGCUGGAGCGCAUCGAGGAGAAUCCUGCUUUGAAGGAGCUGCGAGCGGAGACCUUGCAGCUGCUGGACUAG